Molecule: messenger RNA, 2538 nt
Organism: Entelurus aequoreus (snake pipefish)
Lineage: Eukaryota; Metazoa; Chordata; Actinopteri; Syngnathiformes; Syngnathidae
Product: noelin-2-like
Exons: 10
Coding region: 782-2230 (482 amino acids)
Biological process (GO): signal transduction
Source: RefSeq, a predicted model, not a curated record
GGUCCACUACAAAAAAUAAAAAGCAGCAUUGAACAAGUUAACCGGCUAACUAACUGCUGUGCUUUGCGGAUAAAUUAUUAAAUAAGCUUUCUUCAGAAUUAAACAAAACCAAGUAUUUAAUAUGAUUAAUGUUCAGUUCGUGAGUGUGUUGUAACAUGACUCGACUCGGAAAGGGAAUUUGUUAGCACGAGUAGUACUGGUUAGCCUCGCCAUCUUGUGGACUCCAGGUGCAUAGAUUUCUUUAAUUACAUAUAUAUUUAUGUCUACACAACGAUAAAUAAUUAUAUAGGAUGUUCCAGCUACGGAGAAAAGAAGAUUGCUUCCCUCAAAGCAAGGUUUUUUUUUCUUACUGAGCUCGCCCAGGUGUGCCUAAUAAAGUGGCUGUCGAGAGUGCUCCAGACGCAAUGGGAAGGAAGCACGUACUCCAUCAUCCACAAGCAAAGGCAGGAGGUUGACGAUGGCGCUUUGGAAGGAGGAGGAGAGCAAGGGAUGGGCGAGUGUCUGAGAGGAAGGCGGAGACAGAGGGAGAGAAUCCAUGAGAGCAUCUCGCAGCAUCCUCCUGCCAGACAGGACGCCAUCCAGGACACGCUUCCUGUGCUCAGCGGGGUGGGAGGGGGGGGCGGCGUCUUCCCAUGGACACGUCAGGAUCGAACCGUCCUUUUUUGGACACUUGGCGCUGAAAAGUAACAUUUGAUUUCAAUCAGCGGGACUGCCGCUGUCAACAGUUUGGAACACCUCGACCAGCUGUUGUGUGUGUGUGUGUGUGUGUGAGUGUGUCAAGAUGAGCGUGCCCAUGUUAAAGAUCGGCGCCGUGCUCAGCACCAUGGCCAUGGUCACCAACUGGAUGUCCCAGACGCUGCCUUCCCUGGUCGGACUCAACGGAACCGUCAUCUCCCCCGAGGGGAACCAUGAGCGCAUCGUCAGUGGUUUGUACCCGGGCUCAGAGGAGGUGUGGCAGGUCUACAGCACCGCUUCCGACCCGGACGGCAGGUGCGUGUGCGCGGUGGUCGCCCCCGCGCGAAACAUCUGCAAACGAGACCCUCGCGGUCGGCAACUACACCUGCUGACCGAACAGGUCCAGAACGUGAGUCAGUCCAUGGAGGGAGUCCACCUGCGGACUUCCAGAGACUUACAGCACUUCCGAGAGUCUGAGCCACUCCUGAGGGGGGUGGAUGGACGGUUGCACACGUAUGUGGGCAGCCCCCGCACACUGACAUCCAAGGGUCUGCAGGAGUUAAAGGGGCAGGUGACCCAGUUGCAGCCCCUGCUGUCCACGGCGGGGCAGUACAAGUCGGACCUGCAGACCCUGGCCACCCUGCGCGCGGAGCUGCUCAACCUGUCCGUCAUCCUGACGGCCAUUCAGGAGGAGAUCGGCGCGUACGACUACGAGGAGCUCCAGCAGAGGGUCCUGCUGCUGGAGACCAGACUGCACAGCUGCAUGAACAAGCUAGGUUGCGGACGUCUGACAGCCGUCAGUGGUCCCAUCACCGUUAAGGCGUCCGGGUCCCGCUUUGGCUCCUGGAUGACUGACGCCAUGAUUCCCAGCUCUGACAGCAGGGUGUGGUCCAUGGACGGCUAUUACAAGGGCAGGCGCGUGCAGGAGUACAGAACCAUGGCCGACUUCACCAAGGGCCAGAACUUUGUGCAGCACCUGCUGCCACACCCCUGGGCCGGGACCGGUCACGUGGUCUACAACGGCUCGCUGUACUACAACAAGCACCAGAGCAACAUCCUGGUCCAGUACCACUUCCGCUCGCGCAGCGUGAUGCUCCAGCGCAGCCUGAGCGGCGCGGGGUACAACAACACCUUCCCCUACAGCUGGGGGGGCUCCUCUGACAUUGACCUCAUGGCCGACGAGACGGGCCUGUGGGCCGUCUACACCUCCAUCCCCAACGCUGGGAACAUCGUGGUGAGUCGCUUGGACCCCCGCUCGCUGGACGUCCUGCGCAGCUGGGACACGGGCUUCCCCAAGCGCAGCGCGGGCGAGGCCUUCAUGAUCUGCGGCGUCCUCUACGUCACCAACUCCCACCUGGCGGGCGCCAAGGUGCACUUCGCCUACAACACCAACACGUCCACGUACGAGUACACGGACGUGCCCUUCCACAACCUCUACUCGCACAUCAGCAUGAUGGACUACAACCCCCGCGAGAGGGCGCUCUACACCUGGAACAACGGACACCAGGUGCUCUACAACGUCACGCUAUUCCACGUCAUACGCACCGACGGCUAGGCCGCCUCUCGCUUCGACCGCAGCACCGUCUGCCCGCCGUGUGGCGGCUCAGCGCGCUAACGCGCCGCUCUGAAGAGUCACCGCAGAGCGCCGCCGCCACAACGAGGACGCCAUGUGAACAAAGUCGGGCCGCCUGAGCUCAUCCAUAUUCUAUUUAAACCCCCCCCCCCCCCCCCCCCCCACCCCCACUCGUGUCUGAGCGUUGAGCGACAACAAAGCGGCCGAACGCCUUUUAAACUUGGGGUUUGUCAUGUGAUCGUGUUCAGUCAGCAUGGUUGUCUUCUUUCAAUAAACUCCACUAAACUUCA